AGGAAACACAACUUAAAUGAAAAGUGGGAGUUGGUCCUGAUUGUACACUCGUCCUGCGUCUAACAACCCACGUAUCAGCCCAGCCUGGAAACUAAACUGCGCUUUUUCUGAGAAGGGUUGCGGACGACGACUAACGACAGAGCUUCAGGAUGUGUGGAAUCUUCGCGUACCUGAAUUACCGAGUGCCCCGCACCAGGAAGGAGAUAUUUGAGACGCUGGUGAAGGGACUGCAGAGGCUGGAGUACAGAGGCUACGAUUCAGCAGGCGUCGCCGUCGACGGCCCCAUGAAGAAAUGCGGCGACAUCAACAGCAACACCAUCUUCCUGGUCAAGAAGAAGGGGAAGGUCAAGGCCCUGGACGAGGAGCUGUACAAGAAAGAUUCGCUGGACCUGGAUGAGAAGCUGUACACACACUUCGGCAUUGCUCACACUCGCUGGGCCACACACGGGGAGCCGAGUCCAGUCAACAGCCACCCUCAGCGCUCCGACAAGGACAACGAGUUUGUUGUCAUCCACAAUGGCAUCAUAACCAACUACAAAGAGCUGAAGAAGUACCUGAUCAACAAAGGAUACGAGUUUGAGUCGGAGACGGACACGGAGGUGAUCCCAAAGCUGAUCAAAUACCUGUACGACAACCGGGAGAGCAACAGCGUCAGCUUCUCCACGCUGGUGGAGAGGGUGAUCAAGCAGCUGGAGGGGGCCUUCGCUCUGGUGUUUAAAAGCCGUCAUUUCCCCGGAGAAGCUGUAGCCACCAGGAGAGGAAGCCCGUUGGUCAUCGGCGUACGCAGCGAGCACGAGCUGUCGACCGAACACAUCCCCGUCCAGUACAACAGCGUGUCUGUAGGACACUACAAAGACGGUGUUCAGGAGCUGAACAGCCACAACCGGCCAGACUGCUCUAACAGCAUCAGCUCCGUGGGGGACGGCAGAGCUGUGGAGUAUUACUUUGCCUCUGACGCCAGCGCCAUCAUCGAGCACACCAACAAGGUGCUGUACAUGGAGGAUGAUGACAUCGCCGUGGUGACUGAGGGGAAACUGUCCAUCCUCAGGAUGAGCCGGCAGGUUGGUGAUGACCCGGUACGGGCCAUUCAGACGCUGCAGAUGGAGAUGCAGCAGAUCAUGAAAGGUAACUUUGACGCCUUCAUGCAGAAAGAGAUCUUUGAGCAGCCGGAGUCUGUGUUCAACACGAUGAGAGGCCGCAUUUGUUUUGACACCAACACAGUGAUUCUCGGGGGGCUGAAAGACCACCUCAAAGAAAUCAAGCGGUGCCGACGACUGAUCAUGAUCGGCUGUGGCACGAGCUUUCACGCUGCGGUGGCUACCAGGCAGAUCCUGGAGGAGCUGACUGAGCUGCCUGUCAUGGUGGAGCUGGCCAGUGACUUCCUGGACCGCAACACUCCCGUUUUCAGAGAUGACGUGUGCUUCUUCAUCAGCCAGUCAGGAGAAACUGCAGACACCCUGAUGGCGCUACGCUACUGCAAGGACCGUGGGGCUCUGACAGUUGGCAUUACCAACACCGUGGGCAGCUCCAUCUGCAGAAAUACAGACUGCGGAGUCCACAUCAAUGCUGGGCCGGAGAUAGGAGUGGCCAGCACCAAGGCCUACACUAGCCAGUUUGUCUCCCUCACCAUGUUUGGUCUGAUGAUGAGUGAGGACAGACUGUCCCUACAGAAUAGACGGCUGGAGAUCAUCAAUGGCCUCAAGGUGCUUCCUGAGCUGAUAAAAAAGGUGUUGUCCCUGAAUGAAAAGAUCAAGGCCAUCGCAGAAGAGCUGUUUGAGCAGAGGUCUCUACUGGUGAUGGGUCGGGGGUUUAACUAUGCCACCUGCCUGGAGGGGGCGCUGAAAAUUAAGGAGAUCACAUACAUGCACUCGGAAGGCAUCCUGGCUGGGGAGCUGAAGCACGGUCCUUUGGCACUUGUAGACAAACAAAUGCCAGUCAUCAUGAUCAUCAUGAGAGACGCUUGCUAUGUUAAAUGCCAGAAUGCUCUACAACAAGUCACUGCCAGAUCGGGCCGGCCCAUCAUUCUGUGUUGCCAAGACGACCCUGAGGUGACUAAGAAUGCCUACAAGACCAUUGAGCUGCCACAAACUGUAGACUGUCUGCAAGGCAUCCUCAGCGUCAUCCCGCUGCAACUGCUGUCCUUCCACUUGGCCGUCCUGCGAGGAUAUGAUGUUGAUUUUCCACGAAACUUGGCCAAGUCUGUGACUGUGGAAUAAGUCCGCAACAUGAAGUGCAAUUACAGUGCAAUUAAAUGUGUGUGUGUGUGUGUGUGUGUGUGUGUGUGUGUGUGUGUGUGUGUGUGUGUGUGUGUGUGUGUGUGUGUGUGUGUGUGUGUGUGUGUGUGUGUGUGUGAAUGAGUGAGGUGGGAUUGGGGUAAAGUAGGGGACUUUAAUUGUGGGUCUGCAGAUCAGUGUGUGAAUGUGACAUAUGAAAGAGAGAGGGUACAUGGUUCAAUGCCUUAAAAAAGAAAUGUGAACUCCAACUUAUACACUGCUGAGGAAGUGCCAGUGCCACCGAUGCCUUGUGGAAUAAUUUAUAGAAACAACAUUGAGACGUCCAAAGCAAUGUGCCGUACCUUUUUCUAAUAUUUAAAGUUGAGCCAAAACACAGAAAACAGGCAUGGGUAGGAGGAAUCUUUGCUGCGGUAUAUUGAAGUGUUUACAGCUGCACAGUUUGGGGACCAAAGUGGACUAUGAAUGUACACAAUCACAAAUGAGCUGAUUUAUUUUCUUUCUGCAUAAUGAGUUUCUUUUGUUCAUUGGGAGUUUCAUACCUUUCUGUUUAAUAAUGGGAAAUGUAGCAAUGACAGCUAUAUUUUAGAGAGUUCUCUGAAAUAUAACAAUCUUAUUCUAUGCAUUGUUUUGCACUCUAAUGCAUCACUGUGCCUGGUGGACCAUUAUGCAGUAAUAAAUUCAUACUCUUUAGCAGGCACUACCAAAGGUACAUUUCACAAAUUAUUGGAUUUUUUUGGGCAUAAUCCUAUUUAUAAUAUUUCAUUUUAAAUUAAGUAAAUAUUGGAUAUCUGAUGUGUUUAACAGAAUUUUCAGCGAUAGCUUUAAUUUGAACCAUUUCUUUUUCGUAGAACCAACAUUCCCACCUACGUAAAGCAGUCAGAAUAUGUGCUAUUACGUGUAAAAGUACUUCUAUUUUGUCAACCAUUCGUUUAUAGUAAUAAUAAUAUCCUGUAUUUAUCUGAAUUCAUUUGAUAUGGGUUGAAGAGAGGGUUUGAUUUAUCUGUAACUGUGAUUGUAUUUUAUACAGUAUUUUUUACAGAUACAAUCUGGCACUAUCAAUCAUUAAGUGGAUAAAGUGUUCUAUGGAAAGCA
Betta splendens (Siamese fighting fish) is the source of this 3326-nucleotide messenger RNA. RefSeq names its product glutamine-fructose-6-phosphate transaminase 2 (gene gfpt2). Gene Ontology annotation, biological process: protein N-linked glycosylation; UDP-N-acetylglucosamine metabolic process; carbohydrate derivative biosynthetic process. Gene Ontology annotation, molecular function: carbohydrate derivative binding; L-glutamine:D-fructose-6-phosphate transaminase (isomerizing) activity. Bases 150 to 2216 code for a protein of 688 amino acids. The record is from RefSeq and is a predicted model, not a curated record. The transcript is spliced from 19 exons. Lineage: Eukaryota; Metazoa; Chordata; Actinopteri; Anabantiformes; Osphronemidae.